Molecule: messenger RNA, 2698 nt
Organism: Cygnus atratus (black swan)
Lineage: Eukaryota; Metazoa; Chordata; Aves; Anseriformes; Anatidae
Gene: TRIM3
Product: tripartite motif containing 3
Biological process (GO): protein polyubiquitination; proteasome-mediated ubiquitin-dependent protein catabolic process; negative regulation of translation
Molecular function (GO): zinc ion binding; translation repressor activity; ubiquitin protein ligase activity
Source: RefSeq, a predicted model, not a curated record
GUCCCUGCCGCGCCGGGCCGAGCCGAGCCGAGCCGAGCCGCGGCGAUGCGCCCUGCCGCCCCGCCGGCUCCGGCUGCCCGCGGCGGGGGCUGAGCCGAGGCGAGCCGAGCCGGGCUUGAAGGCCGAGCGCCGUGGGGCCGCGGGAACGCUGCCAUGGCGAAGCGGGAGGCCAGCGCCAGCCCGGUGGUGCGGCAGAUUGACAAACAGUUCCUGGUGUGCAGCAUCUGCCUCGACCGCUACCGCAACCCCAAGGUGCUGCCCUGCCUGCACACCUUCUGCGAGAGGUGUCUCCAGAACUAUAUCCCGCCCCAGAGCCUGACCCUCUCCUGCCCCGUCUGCCGCCAGACCUCCAUCCUGCCCGAGCGGGGCGUCGCGGCCCUGCAGAACAACUUCUUCAUCACCAACCUGAUGGAGGUGCUGCAGCGUGACCCUGACAGCCGUGGCCCCCACCGGCAGGGGCUGGACCCCGUCAGCGCCGUCACCGGCCAGCCCCUCUCCUGCCCCAACCACGAGGGCAAGGUGAUGGAGUUUUACUGCGAGUCCUGCGAGACAGCCAUGUGUCACGAGUGCACGGAAGGGGAGCACCGGGAGCAUGUCACAGUGCCACUACGCGACGUGGUGGAGCAGCACAAGGCGGCCCUGCAGCAGCAGCUGGAGGCCAUCAGGGGAAGGCUCCCGCAGCUGGCAGCCGCCAUUGGGCUGGUGUCAGAAAUAAGCCAGCAGCUGGUGGAGCGCAAGAACGAGGCCGUGUCCGAGAUUGGCAGCACCUUCGAGGAGCUGGAGAAGGCUCUGCAGCAGCGUAAGGGCUUGCUGGUGCGGGACCUGGAGGCCAUCUGCGGGGCCAAGCAGAAGGUGCUGCAGGCACAGCUGGACGCGCUGCGCCAGGGCCAGGAGAACAUCCUCAGCAGCUGCGCCUUCACUGAGCAGGCGCUGCACCACGGCACGGCGCCCGAGGUGCUGCUGGUGAAGAAACAGAUGAGCGAGCGGCUGAGCGAGCUGGCCAGCCAAGAAUUCCCUGAGCACCCGCACGAGAACGACCAGCUUGACUAUGUGGUGGAGACCGACGGCGUCCGCAAGUCCAUCCUCAACCUGGGCGUGCUCAUCACCACCAGCGCCACGGCGCACAAGACGGUGGCCACCGGCGAGGGGCUGCGGCACGCGGUGGUGGGACAGCCCGCCUCGCUCAGCGUCACCACCAAGGACAAGGACGGGGAGCUGGUGCGCAGCGGCAGCGCCAGCCUGCGCUUCCAGGUGACGGGGCCGGACGGCAGCGUGGCUGAGAGCGAGGUGCUGGACAACAAGAACGGCACCUACGAGCUGCUGUACACGCCGCGUGCCGAGGGCGACUUCCUGCUCUCCAUCCUGCUCUACGGGCAGCCCAUCCGUGGCAGCCCCUUCCGCGUCCGCGCCGUCAAGGCCUGCGACGUGCCCCCCUCCCCAGAUGACGUCAAGCGCCGCGUGAAGUCGCCCAGCAGCGGGCACAUCCGGCAGAAGGCUGUCCGGCGCCCCUCCAGCAUGUACAGCAGCGGCAAGAAGAAGGAGAACCCCAUCGAGGACGAGCUCAUCUUCCGUGUCGGGAGCCGCGGCCGGGAGAAGGGCGAGUUCACCAACCUGCAGGGCAUCUCCACCUCCAGUGCCGGCCGCAUCGUGGUGGCCGACAGCAAUAACCAGUGCGUGCAGGUGUUCUCCAACGAGGGGCAGUUCCGGCUGCGCUUCGGCGUGCGGGGCCGCUCCCCGGGCCAGCUGCAGCGCCCCACCGGCGUCACCGUGGACAUGAACGGGGACAUAAUCAUCGCUGACUACGACAACCGCUGGGUCAGCAUCUUCUCCCCCGAGGGCAAGUUCAAGACGAAGAUCGGGGCCGGGCGGCUGAUGGGCCCCAAGGGCGUUGCUGUGGACCGCAACGGGCACAUCAUCGUGGUGGACAACAAGGCCUGCUGCGUCUUCAUCUUCCAGUCCAACGGCAAGCUGGUCACCAAGUUUGGGAGCCGCGGCACGGCCGAGCGGCAGUUUGCAGGGCCCCACUUCGUGGCGGUCAACAACAAGAACGAGAUCGUGGUGACAGACUUCCACAACCACUCCGUGAAGGUGUACAACGCGGACGGUGAGUUCCUCUUCAAGUUUGGGUCGCACGGGGAGGGGAACGGGCAGUUCAACGCCCCCACGGGGGUGGCUGUCGACGCCAAUGGCAACAUCAUCGUGGCCGACUGGGGCAACAGCCGCAUCCAGGUCUUUGACAGCUCAGGCUCCUUCCUCUCCUACAUCAACACGGCGGCCGACCCGCUGUACGGGCCGCAGGGGCUGGCGCUCACCUCGGACGGACACGUGGUGGUGGCUGACUCGGGCAACCACUGCUUCAAGGCCUAUCGCUACCUGCAGUAGGGGCAGCGGGGACCCGGGGGGCAAUGGUGCCCACCCCACGCGGGAGCCCCCGCCGCCCGCACUGCCCCUCUUGUGCACUUUAUCCCCACGCCAGGGCAGCCGGGCCCAGAGCAGGGGCAAGGAUGGGCAUGGCUGGCGUGGGGCGGGGGUGGCCGUGUUCCCCCCACGGCAGCGCCCGCGGGGCUCCCUGAGGUGCACGGGGCGAGGGGGCCGUGGGGCAGGCAUGGGGCGGCCUUGCAGCCCCCUGCAGCCCCCUGCUGCCGCCGCACGCCCGGCCGCGCUCGCACGCUCUGUAUGUACAAAAUAAAGUAUUCUG